AGCUACAGCUUAUACUUAAUAUCACUAAGCAAAAAUCUACGCAAGCUUCCGCUUUAAAUUUGCUAAUCGGGACCGAUGGAACCACCCCUGUGAUUCAAGCAUUGGUGAAGGAUGUGGCAGCAGAAGGGUCUCGGCCAAACUAUCAAGCUUGGCGGGAGAUUGUCAGAAGCAGAGCUAGUGAGCUUCUUAAGAAGAAUCAAACCCAGCAGGAUUCAUAUGUGAAUCGGAACCGGACACCAGCCCGUGUUUUUAAUGUGAAUGACUUGGUGUUCGUCAUCAAAUUCUCCCAGUCCACAGGGAAGCUGGAUCCUGGCAUGAGAGGGCCCUACAAGGUUCUCAAGGCCUUACCGAGUGGACGCUAUGAAUUGAAGCUCCUUUCCGGUGCUUACGGGAAGACAUCUCAAGCCGCGGCCGAGUAUAUGGUGCCGUGGAAGGGAGAGUGGUGUCUCGAGAGCUGUGCUGCCUUCUUUGAGGAUGACGGCUGCAACGAGUCUCAGGGAGGUGCAUCAUCAAGAGAUGCAGUUGCAUCUACCGACAGAGCGACUGCAGAGCAUGGACCAUCAACGAGCGGUGCUUCAGUGGAAGCGUCCAGUGGAGUCCCUGCUGGUCCCAUGCUGCCCACGGAAGCGAGUCAGGAAGCGGCCAUCGAGGACGAGGCCGUGUCAGGAGAGGCCGUGUAAGGAAAACCGGCAUACGGUGUGACGUAUCCAUACCACCACCGCCACCCGAGCCUAUAUAAGCAGGCCGCAGAGAGGCGCCG
Messenger RNA from Plutella xylostella (diamondback moth), 760 nucleotides. RefSeq lists its product as uncharacterized. Lineage: Eukaryota; Metazoa; Arthropoda; Insecta; Lepidoptera; Plutellidae. The record is from RefSeq and is a predicted model, not a curated record.